AUGGCUUCAAUUCACAACCUUACAUGCGAUAUCACAGUCGUUUCUCGGGGUCAAAACCGCCUCUUUAGCAGCACCCUCCCAGAAACCGCGACCUCAGAGCAAACCAUGAUGCUAUUUGAGGAAACACUAUAUCAGAGUUAUAUAUUCGCUCAUCUCCUAUACGAUGUUACUCUAUCUGUUGGAGAGGUCGAGGUUCUUGGUAUGGGAGCGAAUGCUUCUUAUCCUCUUGACAACCUGCCGGUCCGAAUCGUCGAUUCCGAAGAGUGUCCGCACUUGACAGCAGCCUUUCGAGGACAAAUAACAUUCCCUGAUGCUAUCGACCUUUGGGGCAUGCAUCAGAUGUACAUUCACGAUAUGGCUCCACAAUCGAGGACUCGCUACACUUUCAUCAUGGCUCUGGUUAUAAACCAACGCAAGAUGCUCUGUUGGAUUCUUUUCGGUAUAGCGGCUUCCCUAGUUUGUGGUACCCUCGUUGGGUAUAUCACAAAAAAGGCAGAAGUUGGACUGGGAGUGGUGGUGAUUCUGUUUGAAAUGAUGAAUCUUGCCAGGGGAUAUAUUUAG
Molecule: messenger RNA, 561 nt
Organism: Orbilia oligospora ATCC 24927
Lineage: Eukaryota; Fungi; Ascomycota; Orbiliomycetes; Orbiliales; Orbiliaceae
Exons: 2
Coding region: 1-561 (186 amino acids)
Source: RefSeq, a predicted model, not a curated record